CAGCUACCCACUCCCAACCUUGCCCUCACCACCCAGGGGCACCCAUGGUUCACCCUCAACCCUCCCCCAAGGGAAACAGCCAGGCCUGAACCCUGUUGCCCAGCAACCUUACCUAAACAACAUGGGGCUCCCAUCGCCCACCAGGCAAGCCCUCAGUGGACUGAUGGAAUGGGUUAGGGGUCCUGAAUACUAAGAAACCUUAGGAGGUCCACUCCCAACCCCCACGGACAUGGCUGUGCCCAGACUGGCACUGCCUAAGGGUGGGGUGAUCAUUGUUUCUCCUAGUACCUGAAGGACUCUUGUCUAAGAAGCAUGAAUUCCUAGCAUUCCCCGUGGCGGGAUAGGACAGGAUGGAAAGAUGGGGGUAGGGGAGAGGGUGCAAGCCCCACCUAGGACGGUGGCCACAGCAGCAAGGGGCAGACAGAGCCAGAAGCCUGGGAAGGAACGAUGGCAGCAGGGGCGGCAGCGGCAGCAGGAGCCUGGGUGCUGGUCCUCAGUCUGUGGGGAGCAGUAGUAGGUGACCGAAACAUCACAGCCCGGAUCGGGAAGCCGCUGGUGCUCAACUGUAGGGGGGCCCCCAAGAAGCCACCGCAGCAGCUGGAAUGGAAGCUGAACACAGGUCGGACAGAAGCUUGGAAGGUCCUAUCUCCCCAGGGAGGUCCCUGGGAUAGUGUAGCUCGUGUGCUCCCCAAUGGCUCCCUCCUCCUGCCAGCAGUAGGGAUCCAGGAUGAGGGGACUUUCCGGUGCCGGGCAACGAGCAGGAACGGAAAGGAGACGAGGUCCACCUACCAAGUCCGAGUCUACCAGAUUCCUGGAAAGCCAGAAAUCAUCAAUCCUGCCUCUGAACUCAUGGCUGGUGUCCCCAGUAAGGUGGGGACAUGUGUGUCUGAGGGGGGCUAUCCUGCAGGGACUCUUAGCUGGCACUGGAACGGGAAACCCCUCAUACCUGAUGGCAAAGGAGUCUCUGUGCAGGAGGAGACCAGGAGACACCCUGAGACAGGGCUUUUCACACUCCAGUCGGAGCUGAUGGUGACCCCAGCCCAGGGAGGAGCUCCCCACCCCACCUUCUCCUGUAGCUUCAGCCCUGGCCUUCCCCGGCAUCGAGCCCUACAUGCGGCCCCCAUCCAGCUCAACGUCUGGGAGUCUGUGCCUCUGGAAGUCCAAGUGAUGGUAGAACCAGGUGGAAUGCUAGCUCCUGGUGGUACUGUGACCCUGACCUGUGAAACUCCUGCCCAAUCCUCUGUUCAAAUCCACUGGAUCAAGGACGGCAUGCCCCUGUCCCUUCCCCCUGGCCCCAUGCUGGUCCUCUCUGAGGUGAAGCCUGAGGACCAGGGAACCUACAGCUGUGUGGCCAUGCAUCCCAGCCACGGGUCCCAGGAAAGCCGUGGUGUCAGUGUCGUCAUUGAAACAGACAAAGAGGGGCCAACCACAGGCUAUGUAGAAGGGCAGGGGCUGGGAACUGUCGCCCUGGCCCUGGGGAUCCUAGGAGGCCUGGGGAUAGCUGUCCUGCUCAUUGGGGCCAUCAUGUGGCAAAGACGGCAACGCCAAAGACAGGAGAGGAAGGCCCCAGAAAACCAGGAGGAGGAGGAGGAGGAGCGCACAGAGCUGAAUCAGUCAGAGGAGCCCGAGGCAGCUGAGAGCGGUGCAGCAGGGCCAUGAGGAGCGCCCAGCCAGACCCCAUCUGUCAGCUCCCUUUUCUUCCCCCUUGCUCUCUUCUGUCCCCAGAGCAAUUCUCUCCUGUAUCACCUGUACCCCACCUCACCAAACUUGCCUCCACAACCAGAGCCUCCUACAGUGAUAAGUAAACACCUCACCCAUUUGCUCUCGUGCACACAUAUGGGUGUGUGUGUGUGUGUGUGUGACAGAGACACGUGUGUGAGACACCUGCAUGUGUGAGAUGCCUGUGUGACACACCUGUGAGAGAUGACUGUGAGAGACACCUGUGUGUAAGAGAUGACUGUGUGUGAGACCUGUGUGUGAGAGACACCUGUGUGUGUGAGAAAGAUGCCUCUGUGUGUGUUUGUGUGUGUGUGUUUGUGAGAGAGAGAGGGAGAGAGACGCCCUCACCCUCUGAAUCCCUCAGAGCC
Messenger RNA from Nyctereutes procyonoides (raccoon dog), 2087 nucleotides. It is a transcript of the gene AGER, whose product is annotated as advanced glycosylation end-product specific receptor. The transcript is spliced from 11 exons. The coding region runs from base 448 to 1659 and encodes 403 amino acids. The record is from RefSeq and is a predicted model, not a curated record. Gene Ontology annotation, biological process: regulation of inflammatory response; regulation of p38MAPK cascade. Gene Ontology annotation, molecular function: signaling receptor activity. Gene Ontology annotation, cellular component: plasma membrane. NCBI's taxonomy places the organism in Eukaryota, Metazoa, Chordata, Mammalia, Carnivora, Canidae.